Molecule: messenger RNA, 2585 nt
Organism: Chlamydomonas reinhardtii
Lineage: Eukaryota; Viridiplantae; Chlorophyta; Chlorophyceae; Chlamydomonadales; Chlamydomonadaceae
Exons: 4
Coding region: 128-2179 (683 amino acids)
Molecular function (GO): methyltransferase activity
Source: RefSeq, a predicted model, not a curated record
CCUGUUACAAUCUGCCAGUUGUGGCAAUCGGUCGCGAAUUCAGCGCAGACCUUCCAAUCGAUUAGCGCGGAACACGCGCCGCUGAGGCUUGCUGAGUACUGUCAGCUGCCACGAACGCAGGGCGCGCAUGACGGCCCUGCGGCCGUGCUCUUCUCGGCCGCCGAUCCCCCGCCCGCGCCGCCUCACACGCCGUGCCUUCCCACGUAGCAGCUCGCAGUGCUCCCCGCACCAGACAGCCAGCUACACCCGGCAGACAGCAUCGGCACCGGCUAUGGCGGCCCCACAAGCCGCCUGCCGGUCCACGGCCAUGGCCACCGCCGGUGACACGCAGGCAGCGGCCAGCAACAGCAGCGGCACUGGCACCAGUACCGGUGGUGCUAAUGAUGGUGGUGUGGUCCGCAUCCUGGACCUGUACAGCGGCGUGGGCUGCCUGCACGCGGCGCUGGGGCGCCCGGGCGUGUUGCCGCCCGGCUGCACGCAGGUGCAGGUGGCGGCGGCGGUGGACAUCAACACCGCAGCCAAUGCCGUGUACGCGGUGGAGCACGGCACGGAGCCGAGGGCACUGGACCUGACGCGGGUGACUGCAGCUCAGCUGGACGCGCUGUGUGCGGACGUGUGGCUACUCACGCCGCCCUGCCAGCCCUACACCACCACCACCAACGCGCGCCGGAAGGACACAGCGGAUCCGCGCGCCGCCUCGCUACUGCAUCUGGCCUCUGUGCUGCCCUCCAUGCGGCGGCCGCCCUCCCGGCUGCUGCUGGAGAACGUGCCGGGCUUUGCGGGCAGUCACAGCCGCCGUGUGCUGGCGGCGGCGCUGGCGGGCUGCGGCUAUGGGCUGCAGGAGUUCCUGGUGUCGCCGCACCAGCUGGGGGUGCCCUACUCCAGGCCCCGCUACUUUGCUCUGGCAGUGCGGCGGCCGCUGCGCCUCCCCCGCCGCUACGACUGCAGCGCCGGGCCAGUGCCGCACCCGCCCCUGCUCACGCCGCAGCGGGACACCGGCGCGGAGCCUGGCGCGGGCGGGGAGGAGGCGGAGCUGGAGAGCCGGUGGGCUGGCGUGUAUGAUGCGGGGCCCAGGCGUGCAGGUGACCACGGUGGCAGCAGCAGCGGCUGCAGCAGCGGCAACGCGGGUGCAGCUGGGCAGGUUCCCGGCCCACGCCGCCCCUUGGCCACGCCCGUGCACACGCCCGCGCCGCUGUCACUCUUCCUGCAGUCCGCUGCCCCAGGGCAGGCCGCCCUAGCUGCCGCAGCCAUUGCGACGGCAGCCAACCUGGGUGAUGGGACGCCGCCACCGCCACCGCAUGAGCCGCAGCCGCCACAGCCGGGUGCAGCGGGCGCUCACGGCGAGGCAGCGGGGGCGGGCGGACUGGCCGGUGAUGAGUCGGACCCCUGGGUGUCACACGCGGUGCCAGCGGCGCUGCUGGGCCGCUUCUGGCGGGUGUUGGACGUGGUGACUCCCACCGCCACCUACAGCAACUGCUUCACCAAACACUACGCCGACAACGCACUGGGGGCGGGCUCCGUGCUGGCCACUGAGGAGUUUGCCGCAGCCUACACACGCCGUGACGCGCGCGGCCGCCUGCACUUCUUCGUGCCGCCGCCCCUGCCGCCCGGACUCGGCAUUGCCGUGGCGCCGGCGAAGCCGCGGCGGCGGCGGGAGGGCGACGAGGGGCGGAGUGGGGUUGGGGGUGGUGGUGCCGAGGCCGGCCCUGGCACUUGCAUGAGCGGUGUGGCCUCACUGGCCCAUGCUUGCUCGGCGCCUGCAGCGAUGUCGCCAACUCCCCCAGGAGGAGCGCCCAUGCCGGUCGCGUUCCGGCUGCGGCCGCCUCACAGUCGGGCGCAGGCUCACGGCCGCAAGCGCAGCAGGCCCUCAGACGAGGACGAGGACGAGGACGAGGACGAGGACUGCGAGCAGGGCCGGGGUCGGGGCCAGGAGCGGGAGCGGGAGCUGGAGGCGGUGGUGGUGGGUCUCCGCUUCUUCACACCGGAGGAGGUGGCGGCGCUGCAUGGCCUGCCGCAGGGCUGGGCGGCCCGUGCGGCGGCGGCGGGCGUGGGUGCGGCCCGGCAGCAGUACGCCCUGCUGGGCAAUGGGCUGAGCGUGGACGUGGCGGCGCACCUGCUGCAGUACCUGUUCGCGGCGGAGGAGGGGGAGGCGGCGGGGGAGGGGGAGGAGCAGGCGUGAGGAGGCAGGGGUACGGGGCAAGACAGGUCGGGGCAAAUGUGCUGAACACUGGAAGCGCUGGUGUGCAGCGCUCCGCUGUGACAAGUUCUCAUGGGUAUCUGUCUGAGCGAGGUGUGAACUGUGUCUGAGCCAUGCGGCAUGGCGGGGCUAAUGUCAAGCCCGAGAGCGGGGGUACCUAGGACGUCUGCAAAAUACAUGUCAAGUUUGGCAGCGACUGGCUCUGCGUUGGCCGUUGGGUGCGGCACGCGAGUUUUGAAGUUCAUGUUGACUUGCUCGGAGCGAAGUAUACGGUAUGCAUCGGAGAAGGCAGGUUCCCACGACGAGCUAGUGUUUGUGGCAUCGAGUGCCGAAUGGGGCGGUGACGACACCUACUUUCGAACGUCGUCUAUCAAUCGUCCUGUAGCGC